Messenger RNA from Aureococcus anophagefferens, 4368 nucleotides. RefSeq lists its product as hypothetical. The record is from RefSeq and is a predicted model, not a curated record. The transcript has 3 exons. NCBI's taxonomy places the organism in Eukaryota, Pelagophyceae, Pelagomonadales, Pelagomonadaceae. Gene Ontology annotation, molecular function: protein binding. The coding region runs from base 1 to 4368 and encodes 1455 amino acids.
AUGGGAAAAAAACGUAACAACAAGAAGAAGGGCUCAGGAGCGGCGUCGGCGCCGCCGCCGGUUCCGCACGAUCCGUCGCCGCCGCCGGUUCCGCGAGAUCCGUCGCCGCCGCCGCCGUCGCCGCCGCCGCACGUCGAGGAGGAGUCGCCGGCGGCGCCCGUCCGGCACGGCAUCGAGUCGUACGUUCCCGGCACGCGGGUCCGCAUCUCGGGCCUCGCGGGCGCCGUCGCGCUGAACGGGCGGCGCGGCCUCGUCGUCGCGCGGAGCGGCGACGAGCGCGUCGCCGUGCUCGUCGACGACGACCGGAGCAACCGGGACAUCAUCGAGCGCCCCAUCGCGUCCGCGAGCAGCCUCGACAAGGCCGUCGGCGUCCGGGCCGCGAACCUCGAGAUCGUGCCGUGGCCGAGCGAGCGCAUCCCCAUGUCCGCGUUCCACUGGCCCGAGCGGCGCCUCAGCGCGGAGCAGCUCUACUCCGCCGCGCGGACGCUCCUCAAGGACUACGGCGCCGCGGCCUUCUUCGAGCUGCAGCGGCGGGGCCUGGGGCCGCGGAAGCUCCUCAUGGCGUGCUGCAACGACCAGGGCAGCAAAAGAGAGCGAAAUUCCCAACUUCAAAGGCUCCGAUCUCGGCCGUUUUUGACUGGCAACGACGCCGGCUACGAGGACCUCGCGGCGACGUGCGUGCGCAUGGGCGCGCGCGGCGACGACGCGCGCGUCGACUCCGACUCGCACGCGCUGGCCAUGGCGGCGCAGUACGGCGCGCUGCGGACGCUCGAGCUGCUGCUGCGGCCCGCGGCCGGAAAACCCGUCGACGUCGACGUGGAGACGUCGGAGACGGGCAUGACGGCCCUCUGGACGGCCUGCGACCACGGCUACUGGCCCGCGGCCGAGCUCCUGAUCCGCGCGGGCGCGAACGUCGACGCGCGGAAGCGCCUGCCCAAGGGGACGCCGUGCCUCGGCGUCGCGGUGCAGAACGGCCACGCGGCGACGGCCUUCCUGCUGCUGCGGCGCGGCGCGGACCCGAACGCGGAGAGCGCGGGGGGCGCCAACGCCGUCGGCACCGCCGCGCUCUGCGGCUGCCUGGACCCGAAGAAGAAGGGCCUCGAAAAGCCGCUCGUCGCGCUGCUCCUGCGCCACGGCGGCACGCUCGCGGAGGAGGUCACGGACCAGGUCGUGCGGAACCUCGACGACGGCUCGCUCAUGCGGUGCCCGGACGACGUCAGGCGCCUCGCGCGCGACGCGCGCGACUUCGUCUCGGACGACGCGCUCCUCGCCGCGCUCGUCGAGGCCGAGCGCCCGGACGAGUUCCGCGAGCGCGCGGCGGCGGCGGGCAACGCGUCGAGCGCCGCGCGGACGAUGGCCGACGAGUGGGCCGGCGACGGGCCCCGGUCGCCGCGGCAGCACCUCGCCGCGGCCCUGCAGCUCGCGUUCCAGGCGACGCUCCGCCGCCGGGACGAGGCGGGCAUGGAGCGCCUCGCGGCGCUCGGCGCGUUCGUCUCCAACCCGGGCCAGUGGACCCACGCCGCCGCGGCGGCCCACUGCGACGCGGCGCUCGCCGGCGCGUCGCCGUCGCUCGCCGUCGCGGCGCACUUCGUCAAGGUCCGCUGCCUCGAGCGCGUCGACGACUACGCGCCGGGCCCGCCCCUCGCGGCGCUGCGCGACGCGCUCGCGCUCCGCGGCGACCCCGCGCUCGACGCGACGGCCCGCGCCGCGCUCCGCGUCCUCGACGCGGACGCGCCGCGCCUCGUCGCGGCCCGCUACGGCGCGCCGGGCAGCGACGGCCGCGUCGUCGUCCUCAGGCGGCGCGCGCUCUACGAGAAGGAGGCGACGCCGCCGGACCUCGUCGGCGCCGCCGUCGCGGCGGCGCCCGGCGGCGUCGUCUACCGCCUCUUCGGCUGCCCGCUCUGCAGCGACGCGUCGGAGCGCGACGCGCACCUCGUCCGGGCCGUGAACUGCGUCUGGCGCUUCGACGCGGGCCGGGGCGCCUGGGCCGAGGUCGCGACGUCGGGCGCGGCGCCGCGGCCCCGCCAGGACGCGGCCGCCUGCUACCGGCCCGCGACCAACGCCGUCGUCGUCUGGGGCGGCGACCUCCGCGCGGCCCGCCAGGGGCCGAGCGUCACGGAGGGCGGCGUCCACGAGCUGUCGCUCGACACGCUCGCGUGGCGGCGCUUGGACGCGCCGGGCGCCAAGGCGCCCAAGGCCCGCAUGGGCCACCGCAUGGUCAUCGUCGACGACGCCCUCUACGUCGUCGGCGGACAGACCGCGCACUGCAGAAGCGUCUACGAGUCGAGCGUCGUGCUCCACUGCCGCCUGUCCACGGGCGCGUGGUCCAAGAUCCGCGCGCCGGGCCCCUGCACGGGCACGUUGGACGCCGCGUGCUGGUACGAGCCGCCGAGCGCGGCCGCGGCGAAGGGCCGCAUCAUGGUCUUCGGGGGCCAGAUCUGGCCCGGCGCGCCCGACUCGUCGACGGUCCUCGUCCGCGGCCGCGGCGUCCAGACGUGCCGCGCGUUCCACGCCUUCGACGUCGCCGCGCGGGCCUGGGCCGCGCUGCCGCUCCUCGGCGACGCGCCGCCGCCGAUCCAGGAGGCGACGGUCGUGCCCCUCGACGGCGGGGCCCGCUGCGUCGUCGCCGGCGGCUACACGGAGCGGUCCGGCGCGUCGCUCGAGGACCUUACGGCGCAGUACAAGCAGUUCGAGGGCGCGACCCACGCGGCGCCCUACCGCCGGGGCUUCCACGCCUACGACUCGGCGACGGGCUGCUGGGUCGAGCUCGCGCGCCUCGGCGACGACGUCCCGCUCGUCGCGCAGGCCUGGGCCGCGGCGACGUCGAAGUCGACCUUCGUCGUCGGCGGGGGCUACGGCGUCGGCCUCGACAACGACGCGCCCGUCAUGUCCGGCGGCGAGGCGGGGACGAAGCCCGUGGCCUUCAAGUCCUACUACGAAUGCCAGGUCCACGACGAGGCCGACGGCCUCAGCACGGACGCGUGGGGCCAGUACGGCAUCACGACCGCCGUGCUCCCGAUCUACCACGAGGGCGGCGACAUGCGGUCGCUCGUCGCGUCGGGCAAGGUCCACAUGUCCCUCCCGAUUUUUGGCCCUAUCCCGGAGAGCAACGGGCAGCUCGAGCGCGAGGCGAAGAGCGCGCCGCGCGUGCCGCCGGAGCUCCGGGGCGACCCCUUCGAGAUGGCCCAGCGCGUCUACCGCGGCGGCGUCUACUGCUCGUGGGUCAUCAUGCACCCGUCGGGCGACCGCAACGCCUGCGUCAACAUGGACAACUACAAGGGCCCGUUCCUCGCCGCUGCCACGCCCCCGGGCCCGAACGUCACGAUCAACCAGCCCCUCGAUCCGAUCCUGCGCCGCGCGGCCCGCGCCGCGCGCGACGCCGAGCCCCGGGCCGCGGCGUUCGCGGAACGGCUCGGCGCGGCGGCCUACGACGGCGACGCGACGUUCACGAUCAAGGUCGAGGUCGUCGGCCUCUACCCGCCGAUCUGGCGCCGCCUGCGCGUCGCGGCGGGCCUCCCGCUCUCGGACCUCGACGACCGCGUGCUCCGGCCCGCGUUCGGCUACACGCGGAACAUGCACGCGCACGCGUUCCGGCGGCGGCCGCACGAGCCGUGGCUCGGGCCGCGCGAGUCCACGGCCAUGGACAUGUGCCACCUACCCUGGUACGUCCGGGCCCUGGGCCCCGACGCGGCCGUUCGUUUGGGCCAGGUGCUCGCGGACGUCGGCGACGAGCUCACGUGGGUCUGGGACCUCGGCGACUGGUGGGAGCACCGCGUCACCGUCGAGGCCGUCGGCCGGCGCGCGGCGGGCGGCGGCGGCGACGACGUCGUCGCCGCGCUGCUGGGCGGGGAGGGCGCUGGGGUCCCCGAGGACUGCGGCGGGCCCCAGCACUUCGCGAGCCAGGUGAACAGAUUGGUGGGCGCGGCCGACGACGCGUCGAACGCGAGCGUCAAGGACAAGGAGCGGCGCAUCAUCCCCGGCUCCGAGGCCUUCUGGAAGCUGCUCAACGAGGAGUUUCGCAAGAAGAAUUGUUCGCGCGUCGUCUACGACCCGCGCCGCUUCGACCGCGACGACGCGCGCGCGGCGAUCGCCGCCGCGCUCCGGUCGCGGCGGAGCCGGCCCCAGCACGCGGACCGCAACUUCACGACGACGAGCGCCUCGGGCCUCAUGGGCCCCAUCGGCGGCGACGCGGCCGCGCCGGGCGACCGCGCGCAGCGGAAGAAGUUCUGCGCCGUCUGCGGCGUCCGCGCGAACCUCCAGGCCUGCGCGCGCUGCGGCGCCGCCUUCUACUGCUCCAAGGCGCACCAGGAGAGCCACUGGAAGGAGCACCGGCGCGACUGCAAGAAGGCCCGCGCCGGCGGGAAGUAA